Ooceraea biroi (clonal raider ant) is the source of this 1209-nucleotide messenger RNA. RefSeq names its product MICOS complex subunit MIC13. The record is from RefSeq and is a predicted model, not a curated record. Gene Ontology annotation, cellular component: mitochondrial crista junction; MICOS complex. Gene Ontology annotation, biological process: cristae formation. Lineage: Eukaryota; Metazoa; Arthropoda; Insecta; Hymenoptera; Formicidae.
GCUCGUGCCCAACUUCAUGCGAGUGCCGCAUUCUCGCAUGUGCGUGUCAGGCGAGCGUGUGUGAGUCGAGUUGUCGCAUUUCGCAUCGAAUUCACCCGUUGGAGUAAUUUCUGACCGAAUAAUGGGCAUCGUGCGGUUAGUACAUUCGCUGAGGAUUAGAGAGAACACGUUGUCAUGGUUCGCCGUCAAAGCCUCCCUCGCGGGCGGAAUGGUUUACUAUAGCAUCCAGCAGGGAUUGUGGUCCAAGUCCGAGGACACUGUGCAGUUGUACGGAAGGAUGUACAAUAACAUCGCGCCUUACGUUAAGGACAAUAUCCCGAAGGAAGUCGUGAGCGAGCUACCACCGCUGCCAAGUACCAGCGAUCUUUCCAGUAUCAUGAGAUCGUCGUGGAAUAAGGGAGUCAUGGCGAGCAUGAAAUUCCUGUCCGAGACUCCGACCCAUGUGACCAACGGCAUGCAGACGAUCUCGAACACCGUGAUGACUUACGUCGAGCAACAGAGCGUGUCCGAGAAAAAUCAAUAGCGAUUCCUGAUACUGUACUGUGGAUUUUAGGCGAGCACUGUACCAGAAUCGAGUAUCAGUAGAGCUGUUACUGCCUUUUAUUCAGGUCUUGUUGACUCAUACAUCUGCGUACAUUGUUAAUCAUCUCUUCUUAGUCUGUUUUAUUAAUUUAUAGUAUAUGUGUACAAAUAAAUAUUUUGGCAAAGUUACACGUUAAAGCUGCCGUGAGAAGGGCCGAUAGCUAUCGAUAGUAUAUCAAUACUCUUAGUAAGGAUUCUGACGAGUCAGAUAGGAUAAUUAAAACGCAAGAUAGUGGGCUUUGUACAUAUACGAAUGUUUAUUCUCUCUCAAAUAGUUGUACAAACUGUCGCCAACUACGAGUCUCGCUCGACGCUUACACGCUUGAAAACACUUAUAUUAAUGAAUAAUAUCUCGAUUCCCUGAAAUUCAAAACUACGGAUUCCUAUCCUAUUGUCAAACGAAUGUAAAAAGAAAGGACAAAAGGAAACAUGUGAGGUCGUGUGAAGGCGCGGCUAAACGUAAACGAUAAAAGGGCUCCGUCACGAGUCGCGAUGCAUACUGGUCCCCGAAAAACAGUGAUCAUGUAAAGCGUGAUGUCUAUGUUACGCUAAUAUUUAUAAUCGUAAUAAUGUAAUUGCGUAAUCUACGGCAAAAGAAAACAUGAUGGCUCUAGCGCAAUAAAGAAA